AUGACGCUCAACACGUUCCAUUAUGCUGGAGUGUCGUCGAAGAAUGUGACACUUGGUGUUCCUCGUUUGAAAGAGAUUAUCAAUGUGGCGACGAACAUCAAGACGCCUUCGCUGAACGUCUAUCUGACACCAGAAUGUGCUCGUAACAUGGAGCGUGCUAAGCAGGUGCAGGUUGCUUUGGAGUACACUAACUUGAAGAAAGUUACGUCGGCGACUGAGAUUCAUUAUGAUCCUGAUCCCGAGAACACUAAUAUUGAAGAGGAUCAGGACUUUGUAUCUGCAUACUAUGCGAUGCCCGAUGAGGAUCUGAAUUUAUCCAGGACAUCACCUUGGUUGCUUCGUAUUGAGUUGGACCGUAAGAUGAUGCUUGAUAAGAAGCUGACAAUGGCGGAUGUCUCGAACAAGAUAUCAGAGGACUUUCAACGUGAUUUGAUGUGUAUUUGUUCAGAUGACAACGCUGAGAGGUUGAUCAUUCGCUGCCGUAUUAUCAAUGAGGAAGCAGCGGACAAGCAGCCCGACGUACAAGACGAGGAAGAUGUGUUUUUAAAGAAGAUUGAGAACAGUUUGCUUAGUUCAAUCAGCCUGCGUGGCAUCAAGAAUAUUGCACGCGUUUACAUGGUGGAGAAGAAGAAGACAUACAUCAAAUCAGAUGGAACGUUCGACUCUCAGAAGGAAUGGUACCUAGAAACAAGUGGAUCGAAUCUGAAGGCGGUCAUGUGCGAGGAGGACGUCGAUGCCACACGUACAUACUCGAACAACUGUGGAGAAGUGAUGGCCGUA
Messenger RNA from Lobosporangium transversale, 780 nucleotides. RefSeq lists its product as hypothetical. Lineage: Eukaryota; Fungi; Mortierellomycota; Mortierellomycetes; Mortierellales; Mortierellaceae. Gene Ontology annotation, biological process: DNA-templated transcription. Gene Ontology annotation, molecular function: DNA binding. The record is from RefSeq and is a predicted model, not a curated record. The annotation marks the transcript as partial. Gene Ontology annotation, cellular component: RNA polymerase II, core complex. The transcript has a single exon.